Messenger RNA from Miniopterus natalensis, 1627 nucleotides. The record is from RefSeq and is a predicted model, not a curated record. Lineage: Eukaryota; Metazoa; Chordata; Mammalia; Chiroptera; Miniopteridae.
GGGGCUUUUCACUGCGUUUAUGAUAAAAGGCAAACUCUUUUCCAUGGCCUGCAAGACCCUACAUGAUUGGCUCCACCUUACCUUGCCCACCCAUUUGGCAGUAAUCUUCUGGUUCACCAACUUUCUUUCAUAUCUUUCUCCAUUUCUAGAAUGGUUCUAAAAGAACUAUUCUCUUCAGCCUGUAGGGUCUUUGCUCAUUCCUUAAUCUCUGUUUGGGUCAUCUCCCCUACAAUUUCUUAUUUGGUUGACUCUCAUCCUUCCUACCUUAGUUUAACUGUCACUUCCUUGGAGAGCUCUGACUCCUGUUUAGAGGAGACCCUUAUUGUUCCUUUCCAUUUUUUCUUAGGUCUUAUCAUUAGUUGUGAUUAAACUUACGUGUUGUACAGGGUCCCUUUAAUAAAAGCCUGCAAGAAGAGAGGAUGUGGGGCAAGGAGCUUGCUUAUAAAACAUGACGUGAAAAUUGUUCACAUUCCUGCUGUCUGCAUCUGUUGGCCAAAAUUUUGUCAUAUGGCCAUACAUAGCUGCAAGGGAGGCUGAACUCUUUGUCAAUAUUGUAGACAUAAUGCCUGGUGUACAGUAGGAAUUCAGUAAAUAUUUGAUGAAUGAAUGAAUGGUUCCAUUCUAUGUUUUGGGAUGUAUAGCCAUAUCCUUUUCGGUCUGGUAAGCACAUGCAUCUACUUUCUUUACAUUUCAUUUUCUGUGUUUUUCUCUUUUCAGUUGAGCAUCAUGAAAGAUGAGCCAGAAGAGGCUGAGCUAAUUUUGCAUGACGCACUUCGUCUUGCCUAUCAGAAUGAUAACAAGAAGGCCAUCAUUUACACUUAUGAUUUGAUGGCCAACUUAGCCUUUAUACGGGGCCAGCUUGAAAAUGCAGAAAAACUUUUUAAAGCAACAAUGAGUUACCUGCUUGGAGGGGGCAUGCAACAGGAAGACAAUGCAAUAAUUGAAAUCUCUCUAAAGUUGGCCAGUAUCUAUGCUGCUCAGAAUAGACAGGAAUUCGCUCUUGCUGGCUAUGAAUUCUGCAUUUCAACUCUAGAGGGAAAAAUUGAAAGAGAAAAGGAAUUAGCAGAAGACAGUUUGUCAGUGGAAGAGAAAACCAAUACCCACCUCCUCCUUGGCAUGUGCUUAGAUGCUUACGCUCGCUACCUUCUGUUCUCCAAUCAUCCAUCACAGGCACAAAGGAUGUAUGAAAAAGCUUUGCAUAUUUCUGAGGAAAUACUGGGAGAAAGACACCCACAGACCAUUGUGCUAAUGAAUGACCUGGCUACCACCCUGGAUGCACAAGGCCACUUUGAUGAGGCCUGUGGUUAUGUGCAGAGGGCGUCAGAUCUGGCAAGACAAACAGAACAUCCUGAGCUGCACAGGGUGCUCAGUAAUCUGGCUGCAGUUCUGAUGCACAGAGAACGAUAUGCACAAGCAAAAGAGGUCUACCAGGAAGCGCUGAAGCAAGCAAAGCUGAAAAGAGAUGAGGUUUCUAUACAGCACAUCAGGGAAGAACUGGCUGAGCUGUCCAGAAAAAGUAGACCUGUGACUUAAUUUUAUCAAGCUCUAAAUCCCUUUUUGUUGUAGGAAAUAUCCAGUAACAGCGUAUAAUUCCAGUCUCAGUGGCACCCAAAUCAAUGGUUUAAAU